GCCUCGAUGGACGGGCGGGAGAAAGCUCGGAUGCUCUGAAAGGGUUCGGUGGUGGGGAAUUUCUUUUUUCCCGCCCCCAGCCCCCGGACCAGCCACCAGGGAUGUCCGGGAUUCAACCCGAGGAUGCUUCUCCUCCUCCGCGCAGGAACUGGACGGCCGGGUCGGAGCUAAACGAAACGCCGGAGGCUCUUUUAACCCCUUCCUCCGAUUACGACGACGAAGAGUUCCUGAGGUACCUCUGGAAGGAGUAUUUGCAUCCCAAGGAGUACGAAUGGGCUCUGAUUGCCGGCUACAUCGUGGUUUUCAUCGUGGCUCUCGUCGGGAACGUCCUGGUUUGCAUUGCAGUGUGGAAGAAUCAUCACAUGCGGACGGUUACCAACUAUUUCAUAGUGAAUCUCUCUCUGGCUGACAUUCUGGUCACAAUUACUUGUCUUCCAGCAACUUUAGUAGUUGACAUCACAGAAACGUGGUUCUUUGGGCAGCCCCUCUGCAAAGUGAUCCCCUACUUACAGACAGUUUCAGUCUCUGUGUCUGUACUAACACUCAGCUGCAUUGCUUUGGAUCGAUGGUAUGCAAUUUGUCACCCUUUGAUGUUUAAAAGCACAGCCAAGCGAGCAAGGAACAGCAUUAUAAUUAUCUGGAUUGUGUCCUGCAUCAUAAUGAUUCCUCAGGCUAUUGUUAUGGAGUGCAGCAGUGUGUUCCCAGGAUUAGCCAAUAAAACCACCUUGUUCACAGUGUGUGAUGAGCACUGGGGAGCUGAGGUUUACCCCAAAAUGUAUCACACGUGCUUUUUUCUGGUGACAUACAUGGCACCACUGUGUCUUAUGGUGUUGGCCUAUUUGCAAAUAUUCCGAAAACUCUGGUGUCGCCAGAUCCCAGGAACUUCUUCUGUUGUUCAGAAGAAAUGGAAGCCUCUGCAGUCCUCAGCACAGCCCCGAGGGCUGGGACAAUCAACAAAGUCAAAGAUUAGUGCUGUGGCAGCUGAAAUAAAACAGAUUCGUGCAAGAAGAAAAACAGCACGUAUGCUAAUGGUUGUCCUCCUGGUUUUUGCACUUUGCUAUCUACCAAUUAGCAUCCUCAAUGUCUUGAAAAGGGUCUUCGGGAUGUUUAAUCAUGCUGAUGACAGAGAAACUGUAUACGCCUGGUUCACAUUCUCACACUGGCUUGUAUAUGCAAACAGUGCAGCCAAUCCUAUUAUUUAUAACUUCCUCAGUGGGAAAUUUAGAGAAGAAUUUAAAGCAGCAUUUUCUUGUUGCAUCUUUGGCAUUCGUGGGCACCAUGACGAACGGCUCACCAGAGGUCGUGCCAGUACAGAGAGCCGGAAAUCCUUGACAACCCAGAUCAGCAACUUUGAUAACAUUUCAAAACUUUCAGAACACGUUAUAUUGACCAACAUAAACACACUUCCAGCAAAUGGUAUCCCAACUACACUCAGCCCAUUGAAAUCAGGAGAACUGCAUCUCCACAUACCAGGGAUGAACAUGACUUCAAAUUUAGAUGAAGCUGUAAGUGUUUCUGUAGAAGACACUGGCAACACACGGAAUGCAGAGUGGGACAAAUUCGUCCCUAGCGUAACUAAACUUACCUCGAUGGAGUUACAACAAGGAUGACUUUGGCUCAAUACAGGUGAUACAACCAGAGAAUGGCACAAGCUUUUAGCCGUGUUACAGACUACAACUGGACCAAGGAAUUCCUGCAAAAUGACUGCCUCUCCUAUUUUUUCUCAGUUUUACAGAAACCUAUUUACCUCAGUAUGAGCUAAAGAACAUGUCUUUACAAGUCUUUUUAAAGAUUCGAUUGUAUCAUACUUUGUAAAUACUGUAGAUAUUUAUUUUUAUAUAUUUUAGAUGCCGUGGAAUGUUCUAAAAUGUAUCAUAUAAAGGACUCUACGUAUUUGAAAGAAGUCUCAAACAUCAUUUAUUUAUAUCUUAUUUCUAUGAAUGAGUGACUUAACAAGGAAUGCUUACUUAUGCACUAGUGAUAUUUUGGAAUUACUUUGCACUUCUUUUUCUGCUAAUUCACUUCUAGUAAAUUAUUCUUUCAUUAUGGAAAUUUCUCAUCAGAUUGCUUUUGGGAGAUUCCAGGCUGCCUUUUCUAAGCACAUACAUGCUUCUAUGAUGUGAAACCAAAGUUCUGCAAGUCGUAAGGGAUUUCAUAAGGUUACAUGAAAUAGCUAAUUUCUUUUUCUUCAGACUCGAGUGCCUCAAAAGUAACUACUUAAAUAAAACUUACAUGAUGCUUAAAGGUGCUAUAAUCUCUACAUUCCUACUCAGGCCAAUAGGAAUAAAAAGUGUCGGCACCUCUGAAGGACAGGACAUUUUAAUUUUGGUAGCUCAUCUUAGUCUAUAAUAACUACCAAGUGUUGUUCCAGAAGAUCUCUGAGAAUCUUUAAAAUAGAAAACAUUGGUUAUCUUACUUGCUUAGAUGAUUUCUUUCUCAGCUGCCAUUUAACAAUAAUGAUACAAGCAAUUAAGAGAUUUAUAUACCAAGAAAAUGUUGACUUUUCAACAAAUAAAAUAAAAUGUUUCUCUCUUGGUAUUAUAGAAGUUCUAUCUCUUUGGACCAGCGGAUCAAGUACUUACUUGUCUGUUUUCCAUCCAUGAAAAAAGCUCUCUGGCCUGGGGCUUCCUAACAUUCUUUGUAAUUCUUCUUAAAGAAGGAAGAUGAUGCAUCACUGGAGACUUAAUCUAGUAAGGGAAUGUGGCCUAGAGAGAGGCUAAUCUAUAAGAACCCAAGCUACAAUCUCCCUGGGGCACUAUUCUUGCAUUUCAGUUAAGAUUUUUCUAAGGGAAAGGUAAGCUGGGAGGGAGGACUUGUUAUUCAGUAAAGAGCAGUUGACAUCGUAGAAAGAAGACAUUCUCACAAAUUCAGAUGUUUCUGAAAAGCCAAUUAUUCAUAGUCAAGGUGUUAUUUGAUUAACUCAUGUAAAUAUUUUUCUAGGUUUUGUUUUGACCUAAUGUCAUGUGAUGUACUGUCUAUCAUGACCGCUACAGUUUUAUGAAAUGAUUAAUCACUUUAGGCUUUAGCCUUUCCCAACAGCUGUUUUACUUAACAUUGUUGCCAUUACUCCAAGUUUACGUAGGUGUAAAGCGAGAAGGAAAAAAAUGCAUUUGCUUGGAUAUUAAAGUUUUCUAUUUCUAUUAAAAGAGAAAAAGUUAAAUAUUCUUUUUCUAUUAAAAAAGAAUAAGUAGAAAUACCUAAAUGGAGAAAAU
This is a messenger RNA of Cuculus canorus (common cuckoo), 3212 nucleotides long. It is a transcript of the gene HCRTR2, whose product is annotated as hypocretin receptor 2. The record is from RefSeq and is a predicted model, not a curated record. Lineage: Eukaryota; Metazoa; Chordata; Aves; Cuculiformes; Cuculidae. Gene Ontology annotation, cellular component: membrane. The transcript has 8 exons. Bases 102 to 1610 code for a protein of 502 amino acids. Gene Ontology annotation, biological process: circadian sleep/wake cycle process; feeding behavior; G protein-coupled receptor signaling pathway. Gene Ontology annotation, molecular function: orexin receptor activity.